AUGUCUGAAGAUCCCGAGCUACCAGGCCAGACGCAACCUCGCCUUGCGGGAAGCAACGGCGAUACGAUGGACCAAUCCGAAUGCACGGCAUUCGACCGAGACGAACAAUUUUGGUACGAUGACGGAAGCAUCACACUCGUGGCGGAAAGAGUCGGCUUUCGUGUGUAUCGAGGUCUGCUCGCAGACCGAUCCGAGAUAUUUCGCGAUCUCUUCUUCGUCCCGCAGCCACCGGAUGCUCAGCUCUCCUUCGGCUGUCCAGUCAUCCACCUGUCCGAUACCGCUUACGCCUUGAGAGAGUUCCUGGAUGCGCUGCUUCGUGGCAAAAACGAGAUUGCAUUGUCAGAUAUGACCACGACUGCGACUAGAACUUAG
Molecule: messenger RNA, 372 nt
Organism: Rhodofomes roseus
Lineage: Eukaryota; Fungi; Basidiomycota; Agaricomycetes; Polyporales; Fomitopsidaceae
Exons: 2
Coding region: 1-372 (123 amino acids)
Molecular function (GO): protein binding
Source: RefSeq, a predicted model, not a curated record